GAUUUGAUUUUCAUUUGGAAGGUAUGGAAUCAAGGUUUUGAUUUUGGCAUUCAAAUCUCAGAUUUUGGGAUAUAAUUUCAAAAUCGCAUCACAUUUAGGGCUAAAAAUAAUUUCAAACCCUAGCCUUCAAAUUUGUUACGUUUUUCCCGUUUCUUCGGUUAAGUGGAAGAUCCGUGAAGAUUAGACCUUCCACUUGAAAUUUGUUUCCAUAGACGUCUUGUAUAAUCUUUGGAAGGAUUGUAGUCACGUAAGCUGAUUGAUAGCCGAUUCGAAUCUAUUUGUAAAAAAAAGGACAAAAAUCAAUGGGGAAAGAUUUAUUGGUAUCUCUAGAUGUGGAUGUAGAGGAAGGUGAAAUAUCCGAUUCAGCCUCUAUUGAAGAGAUCAGUGCAGAUGAUUUUUCUAAGUCGUCGGCAAUUGGGACGGAGAUUGCUGCUUCUAAGAAUGCAGCCGUUGACGAUUCCAAGCAGCAACAGCAGCAUCAGAAAGUUUGGACGAUGCAGGAUCUGUUAAAGUAUCAGAAUAAGUAUCAGAUUUCUAGAAAUUACGCACCUGGGUUGUAUAAUUUUGCCUGGGCACAGGCUGUUCAGAAUAAACCUCUUGAUGAUUAUCUAACAACCAUGAACACUAGUACUACCACUGAUAACAACUUGAAGCAGCCCUUGUUGAAUGACGUUGGUAAUAAUAAUAUUGAGGUGAAGGAGGAAGAGAUGGUAAACAAUGAUUAUAUGAGCAUGGACGACGCUAGCGAGAAGGAGGAAGGGGAACUGGAGGAGGGUGAAAUUGAUUUGGAUAUGGAGGUUGUCCAGUCUAGUAAACAAGGAGAAGGAGAAGAGGAUAAUGUAGAGAAGUGCAUUAGUGUAAUUCGUCUUGGGUUGGAGGGUAUAACUGUGAGUGAUGCAAAGAAAUCAUAUGGUGGAGUCUGUUCCAGACUUGGGGACUUGCUGGACAGCUUGUCAAAAAUGCUUAUUGAAAAUUCCAUCUCCAUCAAAGAUGAUUUGGUUCAGCUGGCAUUUUCUGCUAUCCAGCUUGUUAAUUCAGUGUUUUGCUCCAUGAGCCAAAAUCAAAAGGAGCAGAGUAGGCGCUUAUUAUCAAGGGUGCUGACUAAUGUGAAAAGCCACAUGCCUGCUAUUUUCUCACCUGAACAAUUGAAAGAGGUAGAUAUAAUGCUUCUGUCAUGUAACUCUAAUGUUGUUUGUUCAAGUGCCAAGGACUAUAAGGAAGGAUAUAUACCGAUUACUCACUCGGUGAAUCAGAAGGAUUUUGUUUUCUCAGCCAUGAUAGCUAAUCAGGAAGUGGCUUCUCCAAGUGAGGACUCUGUCUUGGAUGCCAUGCCGGUUGGAACCUCAGAUCAAAAUCCCAAACAAUCUGAGUCGUUGAAAAUGCAAACAUCUACUUCCAAGAACAGAGUAUUGCUUCCUCUUCUUGACCUUCAUAAGGAUCAUGAUGUGGACAGUCUUCCAUCACCAACACGUGAUACUACACAUGCUUUACCUCUAGGUAAAGCACUCUUUGUUGGGGAUGCAGCAAUAAGACCAGAGUGGCCUGCUCCUCGGGGACUUCUUGGAACACAAAAUGCGGUAGUACAUCGUUAUGAAACUGAUGCUCUCAAAGCGGUUUCUACUUAUCAACUGAAAUUUGGACGAAGUUCAUUUUUGUCAAAUGAUCUACCAAGUCCAACCCCUUCUGAAGAAAGUGGUGAUGCAGGUGGUGAUUGUAGUGGAGAGGUUUCCAGCUUCUCAGCAGUUCAGAAUGCAAACUCUGUAACAGAGGCUGUUUCAGAACGAAGAGAUACUUUUAGCAUUCCCCAUGUAGAAAGACCUAAUGUGCAAUUAUUUACAAAUGCUAAGAGUGCUGCCCCUGUGUAUUCCACAUCUAGUUCUGUGAUGAGAGUUCCAAACAAAACAAGAGACCCUAGACUCCGAUUAGCCAAUACUGAAAGCUCUUUAGAUUACACCCAAGGCACUUUACCUUUGUCCAGUAAACAAUCUGCAAUGGAACCACUUGAUGGAUUGCCUGGUUCAAGGAAACAGAAGACUUUUGAUGAGUCUGUGCUGAUAGAUGGUCCUGCACCAAAAAGGCUAAAAAGCGAAUUUGCAGAUUCUUCCAACCCUAGGGAUAAUGCAACUGUCUCACAAACUGGUGGUCGGUUGGAGGAUAGAGUUUCAUUAGGGAUGCAGGUAUCAAAUAGAACAGGAAAUGUAACAAGUGAGGCCCGAGGCUUAGAAAAUGCUGUAACAACCUCUGCUUUGCUCAAUACCAGUAGUGGGAGCAUGCAUAUUCCUGCUACAGGGGUUACUCCCACCUCGGCAUCCUUGCAAUCAAUUCUGAAGGAUAUUGCAGUGAAUCCUGCAACAUGGAUGAAUAUAAUUAAUAUGGAACAACAGAAAUCAGUUGAUCCUGCAAAGUACGUGACACAAUCUCUAAGCCAAAAUUCUUUUCAGGCAUCGAUGCCAAUGACUACAGUUGCUUCUCAACCAUUGGUGCUUGGGCAGAGGUCAACAGCUGAUAUGCAAACACCGCAUCCAGCUGCAACGGAUGACUCUGGCAAAGUACGAAUGAAACCUCGUGAUCCUCGCCGUGCUCUGCACAGUAAAUCAUUACAAAAGCCAGGUUUUGUGGGUCCUGAUCAACCGGUUACCAAUUUAUCAACUGCCGAAGGGACUAAGGGGAACCCCAAGCAAGCAGAUCCAAAAGUUCUAUCAUCCCAACCUCUCUCAGCACCGGAUAUUGCCUGGCAAUUCACCAAGAAUUUGAAAAAUAUUGCGGAUAUUGUGUCUGUGUCCCAGACAACUGCAAGUGCCUCUGUUCAAACGCCUUCAUCACAGCCUGCACAGGUCCAUCCAAGUUUUGUGAAUAUGAAAGGGCCACCUGCACAGCCAGGCCACCUUCAGAAUGGGAUUGGGAAGACAUCUGAAGAAGCUCCUUCGACCCCCUCCCAACCACAGAAUGCUUGGGGGGAUGUUGAGCAAUAUUUUGGACGGUUUGAUGACCAGCAGCGGGCUGCCAUUCAGAGGGAGAGGUCAAAAAGAAUGGAAGAACAGAAAAAGAUGUUUGCAGACCACAAGCUAUGUCUUGUGUUGGAUCUAGAUCACACCCUUCUGAAUUCAGCUAAGUUUUCUGAAAUUGAACCAAUGCAUGAUGAGAUGUUGAAAAAGAAAGAAGAACAGGACCGUGAGAAGCCACAUAGGCAUCUCUUUAGAUUUCCGCACAUGGGUAUGUGGACCAAACUGCGGCCUGGGAUAUGGAACUUCUUAGAGAAGGCCAGUAAGCUUUAUGAGCUUCAUUUAUAUACAAUGGGAAACAAACUAUAUGCUACAGAGAUGGCCAAAGUGCUUGAUCCAAAAGGAGUUCUAUUCAAUGGACGAGUUAUCUCGAGGGGUGAUGAUGGUGAUAGUGUUGAUGGAGAUCCCAAGAGUAAGGACUUGGAAGGGGUUUUGGGUAUGGAGUCAGCAGUUGUAAUUAUAGACGAUUCUAUAAGAGUCUGGCCUCAUAACAAGCUUAACUUAAUAGUCGUAGAAAGAUAUAUAUAUUUUCCAUGUAGUAGGCGCCAGUUUGGGCUUCCAGGUCCGUCGCUUCUAGAGAUUGAUCAUGAUGAGAGGCCGGAGGACGGAACAUUGGCAUCUUCUUUGGCGGUUAUCGAGAAAAUACAUCGAAACUUUUUCUUGCAACAAUCUUUAGAUGAUGCCGAUGUUAGAAAUAUACUAGCAUCCGAGCAGAGAAAGAUUUUAGGUGGGUGUCGUAUUGUAUUCAGCAGGGUGUUCCCUGUGGGUGAAGCCAGUCCUCACUUGCAUCCGUUAUGGCAAACUGCCGAACAAUUUGGUGCGGUAUGCACCAAUCAAAUAGAUGAACAGGUCACCCAUGUGGUUGCCAAUUCUCUUGGGACUGAUAAGGUUAAUUGGGCCCUUUCUACAGGAAGAUUUGUGGUGCAUCCUGGCUGGGUGGAAGCUUCAGCCUUACUUUACCGGAGAGCCAAUGAGCAUGAUUUUGGUGUCAAACCUUGAACAUGUCCUCCAUUUACUUUUUGGGAAAUGAUAUUGGGCCUGCCCCCCUUAAAGUAAAAAACGAGGAUGACUUCAUA
This is a messenger RNA of Cynara cardunculus var. scolymus (artichoke), 4078 nucleotides long. Its product is annotated as RNA polymerase II C-terminal domain phosphatase-like 3. The transcript has 12 exons. Gene Ontology annotation, molecular function: RNA polymerase II CTD heptapeptide repeat phosphatase activity. The record is from RefSeq and is a predicted model, not a curated record. The coding region runs from base 303 to 4001 and encodes 1232 amino acids. Gene Ontology annotation, cellular component: nucleus. Lineage: Eukaryota; Viridiplantae; Streptophyta; Magnoliopsida; Asterales; Asteraceae.